Molecule: messenger RNA, 2965 nt
Organism: Durusdinium trenchii
Lineage: Eukaryota; Dinophyceae; Suessiales; Symbiodiniaceae
Source: the annotation of a GenBank genome assembly
CACAUACUAUGUCCAUCACUGCACUGAAGUUUGGUUUGUAGACUGUAGAUAGAUGCCUUGCAGGGUAUCAUCGUUCUGCAGCUUGCGGCAGGAAAAAAAGGACAAAAAGGAAAAAAAAGAGGCUGAGGACGGAAAGAAACGUAGUAAAGAGAAGGACGGUGAAAAACCCAAAAAGGAGAAAAAGGAGAAGAAGGAGGAUGUUAUUGAGCAUGUUGAUAUACCGAGGGCAUCGAUAGACAAUGUGAGUGCAGACCUUGAUUUGGACAUCCAAUCCCCGUAUAACAGUGUUCAAGAGGAAACAAGGCGAUCUAUUGGCUCAGCCAAUGAGUUGCAUUCUGGUGGUGAACAAAUUGCAAUUGAUGCCUUCAUGCAAGAGGCUGAAGUGGCUGAAGAGGCUGAUGUGGCUGAAGGCUUUGCUCCACAAGUGCAAAUAGACGAAACUGUUGGAGACGGGCAAGAUACAGUUGACGAUGCCACAGCAGAACAAGACGGUGACAAUGGCCACGAUGCAGAAGCCACGGAUGCACUUAGGAGCAAGGAGGACAAGAAGAGCAACAAGGACAAAUCGAAGAAGGUUAAAAAAGACAAGAAAGACAAGAAGGAAAAGAAGGAAGACGAAACAAGGGAUCUUGAUGUGCAGAGGCCAUCGAUUGAUAAUUUCAGUGCAGAUCAGGAUUUGGAUAUUCAAGCACCAGUUGACAGCAUUCAAGAGGACACAAGGCGACCAGCCAGCUCAGCACAAGCAAGUGAUUUGCGCUCUGGUGGUGAAGCAGAUGCCUUCAUGCAAGAGGCUGAAGGGGCUGUCGGAGAUGGACAACAUCAACACCAUGCGAGAGAGGAGCAAGAAGGUGGCACUGGGGAGGAGGGAAAGAAGAGCAAAAAAGACAAAUCAAAAAAAGCGAAGAAAGAGAAGAAGGAAAAAAAGGAGAAACACAUUGAUGAAUCUGAGAACGUUUUGCAGUCGGGUGGCGAAGAAGAGCCAUUGAUGCAAGAGGAGAUUCCGCUCCCAGAAGGUGUAGAUAUUAUGGAUUUGGAAGCAAUUGCGCUGAGAGGCCCUAUCAAGCUGGGUGCUGGCGAUGAUAUCAACAUUCCUGAAAGAGUGAACCAGACACCAAAACGCUUCACGUUGACUGGCAAGGAAAUGGUGCGCAAAUGCACAAGGUGUGACCUUCUUUGGGAUGGCACCGCCAUAGUUUGCCCACACUGUCGAUCUUCGCUCAGCGACAGCAUUUUGCAGGUAAGUGAACUCCUAUCUCCCAGCCAGCGUGACUUCUUAAAGCAGGCUUUCAGACGCUAUGAUGUGGAUAGCUCUGGGAGACUGGAUGGGAAGGAGUUGCGCAUGGCAGUCCGCGAGCUUGGAUGGGACACCAAGCAGGACGUUCUCGACAGAUGGGCACGUUUGGGUGGAUUGCAGGGCCUGAGCUUGGCGGAGUUUGAGAAUUUGGUUGCCAGUGGAAAGUUGGGAAAAAAGACCUUCAAGUCUUCGAAGGGUACAGCCAGUCAGGCCGUUCAAGACGAGGAGCGGCAAAUGCUACAAAUGGCAGCAGGUGCCAAUCUCCAGCUUUCCACUGCAGGGAGGCAGGGCAGAAGGAUGGGAUUGAUCCCUGGACAGGACGAGCCUGUUCUUGAAGCUCUUGCUUCUGUGCCUGCAAGCUCGACCAUACCGUUUGGUGAAGGUGAGAGUGUUUUUGCUGAGCUUCCAGCCCAUCGCAAAAUUGAGCUUACCGAAGCCUGGUCGUUCUGGGAUGCUGACCAUUCAGGAUUCUUGGAGCCUUUGGAACUGCUGAGUGCCACAAAAGGCCUGGGCUUCCACUUUCCUAUAGAGAUGAUCAUUUCGGUCUGUGGAAAGCAUGGUGGAGGGAUUGACCAAGAGAACUUUGUGCGUGUGAUGUCAGUUCAAAUCAAACAGCGCGAUCAGGAGCUUGGGCUUUGGGAUGCUUCAGCGGUGGAUUUUGGUGCAGACCUGGAGGAGGAUGACCAUGAACCCAGUACCUUAGCGCAGAAGUGGAAGAAGGAGCUGGCGAAGGCUGAGCUGAACUUGCGACGCACCAGUCCCACUGAUAAAGUAUUUCAAUGGAGAAGUCUACUUUGCACAUCACACGCUACGGUUGGAGAGUACUCCGUAGCUAUCAGGCUUUACUUCGAUCUUGUGCUGCUGCUUGUCAUCGCGUUCGGGGUACUCACCUUCAUGACACUUCCUCUUUUGCUGAUAUGUGGCUCCAGCUCGGGAGGUGGACCUGUGCUGCAGCAGACGGAUGAAGUCAUCAGCACUUUGGCGAGAUUUUCUGUGGGGAACCUGAACAGGUCUCCAGCAGCGGAUGCCACGGUUCACAUCAUGAACGAGUUCAUUGGCUCCAUGGCGUUUGGGAUCCACAGCAUGGGCACUGCAGAAGAGCUGGAUGAUCAGCCUGUGCGUGAGGCGCUGCAGUCACAGGAACUUCCAGUGGCAGGAAACCGAGGGGCUGUCACUGCCAUGGCCGAAAAGAUGUACGACCGGAUUUGCAACCGCGCUGAUGCCAGGGCCUAUUCGGUUGUAUUGCUGAAUGACUUGAUUGAAGAGCAAAUCCUUCAAAUAGAAACCGAUCGCGCCUUGCAUGCAGCUCAUGGUGGUGCCGUGCCUGCUGUCAACCUAGGCUUGAAGCUGCCCUUCGAGGUGGUGCUUUUGAAGCCUUCCGCCUUUCCUUUGAUUGUAGAACCUACCCAGGAUCCAUCGCUGCAGCUAUGGCAAAACAUGGAUGUGAAGCCUGUAGUCCGCACGGUGAGGAGUUGUAUCAUGGGCUUGGCCGAAGCACUUAGCUUUGAGCCGUGUGUGCAGUGUCAAUGGGCAUGGGAAAGACCAUCGAUGUUUUUGUUUUCUUCUUUUUUUGUUGCAGUUCGCAACAAUGUGCAUUGUAACAACCGAGUGCCGCCUUGUGGUGUUCACCGUCGUCUUCUUGGCUGGGGCCCCGUGAGCUUCGUUCCGUGA